Messenger RNA from Brassicogethes aeneus, 1962 nucleotides. NCBI's taxonomy places the organism in Eukaryota, Metazoa, Arthropoda, Insecta, Coleoptera, Nitidulidae. The record is from the annotation of a GenBank genome assembly.
AUGCAAGAGAGAGCCCGCAUUCGAGAGCUCAACAGGUUGAUGGCCCUAAGUAGAAAUACCAGCAAAGUAAAGGUUUUGGAUGUAUCCAUGGAUCCAGUAGUCACAAGUCCUGUAGGAGUAGUGCCGUUUUUGGACAAAAUAGGCCCAAUCAAGCCGAAUGACAAGCCUGGACCUGGCGCUACCAAGAAAACCGUAAAAACCAAAACAAGUGGCAAAGCAAGGGGUAGAACAACUUCUAAAGUGGAUGUGGACGAUUUCGCCAAACCAGAACUAUACGAAAGGGCAGUAAAGCUAAGUCUAGUUCGAAAAACCCCUCGUACAUCACCAAAUGUCAAACAACCAGGAAGCGACACUCAGUCGGUAAAUUAUAACCUCAUUUCUCCACGUGAAGUAUCCCCGAGAGACAAGGGGGCCCAUACACCUAGUAAAACGCCAACACCACCAGCUAGGACUCCAACACCUUCACCUAGGGCUCCAAACAGCACCCAGACACUCAAACAACAACCAAAAUUCCAAAAUUCAGAAAAUCUAUUAACAGGUAUGAAUAAAACCGAAGAGGUGAAGAAUACACUAAAAACAGACACCCUGUAUAACAAAAAUGAAAAUAAUCCAACCAAUCAAAAGAUUAAUUUAAUUUCAAAUGUAAAUCUCAUUCCUGAUUGGAAGAGCGAUUACGAACGCACGCCUACUGAUAAUGUAGAAGAUAUGGACGCCGAAACCUCCAUAUAUGGUAAUGAAAAUGAUGGAAACCAAACCAGACAUCUUGACACGCCUAAGCAACAAAUACAGCCCAUAUAUGGUAAGCCAAAUCAAGUACCUCCUACAUCUCAAGAUGGAACCGUACUCGGCCAUCUUAAGUCACCAUUACAAGAAAACAUCACCUUAUAUGGUAAUCUGCAAAAUCUGGGAAAUUUCCAACAAGACGGCAACACUGCCACUCACUUUACUCCGCAAUUCCAGCCCACUGCACCGCCCACAAUGGCAACUUACACCACCACUGUUGCCACUGUGACCUUUUCUCAGCCAACUUCUACCAAUUCAAACUUGGGACUAAAAUCAAGCACGAAAUCCACUCCACUACUUGCUAGUCAAGUCAAUGAUGAUUCAAAAAUUCCAGCAAACAAUAAUCCAAACAACUUACCAGCCGAAAGUUCUAAAAACCAAAAAAUAAUAAAUAAUCAAAAAACAGGGGAAGUCAAAAACACCCAAAAAACAAACACUUUGGAAACUGAUGAAGAAAGUAUCAGCAAGGAUGAAGAAGAGACUGAAGAAGAUAACCAACAAAAAAAGAAGUUUAAAUUCACUAAAACAAAAAACUUCAUACCAAUAGCUACAAUUAUUAAGAGAAAAUGCAAAGAACCCGAAACAAAAACAUCAAAUAAAUUCGAUUUGCUAAACAAAAACAUAGACGAGGUAAUCAAGGACAAUAAUGAUCCCGUAGAACAAGCAGGACCUUCCAAACUUCCACCUAAAACAAGUACAACAAAAACAAACCACACACAGAAUAAUACUGAAAAUACAAAUAGUACACGGACUAAGGUCCAAAACAAAAAUAACAAACAACCAAAUAAAAAAGAUCCUCCACCAAUAGUUUUAGCAGGAAAAACCAUCUUCAAACACAGCGAAAUUGUAGAGAAUCUCAAAAAGCAACAAGUUUCAGAUUUUACUAUAAAACACACAAAAAAUAACAUAAUAUUGAACAUUAAAUCAGACAGAGAAUACGAUAAAUACUUACACAACUUGAAGGAAAAUAAUGUAUAUUUUCACACCUACACCAAAGAGGAAAACAAAACCCAUGCCUUUAUAAUGAGAGGCUUGGACGCCGAAAUUACUCUAGACGACAUUAAAAAAGCCCUAUUCACCGAACACGACAUUAUUAGCCUGCAAACAUUUACAAAAUCCCCACACGACAACACCUUCAAAAUCACCUUGGUGAGAAAGUUGAGCCAUCUCGCUAAAUAG